This is a messenger RNA of Dioszegia hungarica, 1602 nucleotides long. RefSeq names its product major facilitator superfamily domain-containing protein. The transcript has 4 exons. The record is from RefSeq and is a predicted model, not a curated record. Lineage: Eukaryota; Fungi; Basidiomycota; Tremellomycetes; Tremellales; Bulleribasidiaceae. The coding region runs from base 1 to 1602 and encodes 533 amino acids. Gene Ontology annotation, molecular function: transmembrane transporter activity. Gene Ontology annotation, biological process: transmembrane transport.
AUGGCCCACGACGAACCUGUAGCUCACACGAGCAAGCUCACGCGGAGCCGUGUCUUUGCUCUCUUGGCCGUAUGCGCUAUGUCUGUCGGAUCGCACUUGGAAGCCUACAUCGCUCGAUCGACGAACGAGCUGACACUCGGCCCUCUCAAAUCCCGUCUACACCGCGAGCUCAACACCUCCAAUGCUCAGUUCUCCCUCCUCAUCGCGGCGUACAACCUCAACUCGACGUGGACACCCCUCGUUGCCGGAUUCCUGGUCGCUCGAUUCGGCACCGGCUGGGCUUCGGUCGGAGCUACUGGCUGUAUCCUGCUCGGCCAGCUCAUCCUCUUCGUCGGCGUCACUACGGGUCAUAUCGUGAUCAUGACCCUCGGCCUAUUCAUCUUUGGACUUGGCGUGACCCCACUGGCGGUCGUACAGGAAACUCUAGUUGCCCACCUUUCGCCCUCGAAACACCUCGGUAUCAGCCUCGCACUAGGUCUCGUCUCUGGCAAGAUGGCCAGCUUUGUUUCCUCACUCGUCUCGCUGCCACUGGCGGAAGGAUAUGGGGACCAGGCGCCGUUCGGAUUAUCGGUCCUGCUGUGCUUGAUGAGCUUCUCAGCGAAUGGCUCGAGAUUGGCGUUCGGAUGGGGCAGGGAAGAGGGCAGUGGUGACCAUGUGGGGAAGAGGAGGUUCAGCUGGGGAGGCGUAUCUCGCCUGGGAGACGUCUUUUGGCUGUAUAUCCUAUUGAACGUGUUUUCUGGCAUGAUCUGGGCACCAUUCCUGCACCUGUCGGCCAACAUAGUCAAGGAGAGGUACGGAUUGACCGACGGGUUUGCAGCGGUACAGGCUGCCAUUCUGCUUUCUGGCGCUCUAGUGCUUUACCCAGUGACCGGUCUCAUUACGGAUCGCCUAUCCCCUCAUACUCCCACGACCACCUUCAAACUUCUCCUCCUCUCGUCCGUGCUCACCCUCUUCGGCUACUCCUACCUCUCCUUGCCGCCCACCCUCUUUGGCACGCCUAUGCCAGGCAUGAUCCUCUUUGCACUCGGACACGGCAUGUCGACGCUCCUCAUGGUCAUCCUUAUCCCUCGCUUCCUACCGCCAGAGCUGGUCCCCCUCGGUCUCGGUCUGCACAAAAGCAUGGAGAUGGCCAGUUCUGCCGUGAGUCAGACCCUCGCUGGCAUCUGGCUCGACGCGGCGCGCCAAGAGCCGGAGCAGGGAGGAGCGGCAAAGGGGGUCGAGGGGCUCCUGGGGAUGUUUUGGCUGAUCAAUAUCUUCCAGCUGGGCUGUGCGAUCUGCCUAUGGGCUUUGGAGAGGCGGAGACGACAGGAGAACCGCGCCAUCAUCAGUGCGGUGGAAGCGGAGCAGUACGAGCCAUUACCGAUGAACGACCUUCCCGGCCUAGACACCGAUUCCGAGUCGGACCCCGGGGACGACGGCGUACCCAUCCGGAAGUUGACGCCGGGCAGGGAGAAGGAGAUGCCGGAGAAGGGACCAAGCAGUGCGCUGGCGCAGACGGAUCGGGAGAGGAGCAGGGGAAAGGUGUAUCUUGGGGUUUCAUUGGCGUGGAUUGGGCUGGUCUGGCUUGUGUUCCUCGUAGACGCCUACAUAGAUCUACUGUAG